AUGGCUUGGAGGUCACGGCUCUCUUACAUUGGAUGGAGGCAUCUAAGUAUUUUUUCCAACCCAUCUCCGUCUAACUGGACUAAAGUGGUGUCUGAUGCUGAAAAGAUCGUAGGAUAUCCAACUUCAUUCAUGAGUUUGCGCUGUUUACUCAGUGACGAGCUCAGCAAUGUGGCCAUGCAUGUCAGGAAGCUGGUGGGAACAAAACACCCUCUGCUCAACACCGCCAGAGGAUUUGUGUACGACAGCCGGAAUAAUCUACAGAUGCGAGGUCUCAUUGUGUUGCUGAUGUCAAAAGCAGCCGGUCCAUGUCCCAGUACCAGUGACCCGAUUCAUGACAGUAUGGUCAGCGGCAUCUACCCAAGUCAGAGGAACUUGGCUGAGAUCACGGAGCUGAUUCACACGGCCUUCCUGGUGCAUCGUGGGAUUGUGAAUCUGAAGGAGUGGACAAACUCCGAUGGCCCCCUCAAAGACAUGCAGUUUGGGAACAAGAUGGCUGUUCUGAGUGGCGAUUUCCUGUUGGCCAAUGCCUGCACGGGAUUGGCCCAGCUCAAUGACACCAAGGUCGUGGAGCUGAUCUCCAGUGCAAUCGGAGAUGUGGUGCAAGGAAUCUAUCACGAGAGCUCCACUUCUGCAGAGGAGGGGAGUCUAACAGUUGCAUCCUGGGAAGACCAGACAUUCCUGUCCCAUGGUGCUUUGCUUGCCAAGAGUUGUCAGGCAGCGAUGAAGCUGGCCAGACAUGGUAACGAGGCUCAGAAUUUGGCUUUUCUGUACGGAAAACACCUCGCUCUGGGACACAAGCUGAAUUCGGAUCUUCAGCCAUUCGUGAAGAGCGGGUCAGAACCGGCGGUGUUUAGUUUGGACUCGGCUCCUGUAGUCUUCCACAGACAGAUCGUUGGACCUGAGAGAUGGCGGCACCAGCUAAAACAGGUUCAAAAUAUGGCUAGACAGAUUGAUUACACAAAGCUCCGGGGCCUGAUAAAGACGGAGAGAGGCGUGAGCCAGGCCCUUGACCUGUGCAGUUACCACGGCAACAAGGCCUUAGAAGCCAUGAAGUGCUUCCCAUCCUCAGAAGCUCGGUCAGCACUGGAAAACAUGGCAUGCGCGGUCACCAAGUUCUGAAGAUGGUUUCGAUCUGGAUGUAUAUAUCUGAAUCCAAUUUCGUUUGAUGCAGUUGAUUAAUGCUUGAGCCUGCCUGGAGGUUGAUCAUGAUUUUUUUCGGGUGCUGUUUUUAGACGACUUGCGUUGGAGUGUUUGCGGCUCCCACCUGCUCUACAGAUGAUGAUUUAUAUGUGGAACUGAUGAGUGUCGCACACAUUCAAGUUAACUGGACUCCAACAAAUCAACGUCAUCUUUUAAAAUAAAAUGAGUUGUCUUUUUGAAACAAAUCAAUGUCUCUCUUUAGUCUAAAAUUUCUACAAUUCCCUGAAGUAUUUCACAGAAGACAGUAUCUCUAUACACCACUUUAAAGAAGACAAACAAACAUUAUUGAUAUCGCUGUAAGUUGAUUCGUGACCAUAGAGAAAUGUAUUGGUGUUAUAGGGGGUGGCAUUAAUCUAAAUGUUUGUCCAAAAACCAAUGACAGUUUGUGAGUGAGUGUGUGUGUGUGUUGUGGGUGCCCGGGGUGCUCCAGCAGCAGUGUUGGCAGUAAUAAUUAAUGAGGUGAGUGUGUGACCUGAGUGAAUGGGCAGGAAAUGCUGCAGUAUUGAUCAGCUCAGCGAGAGGACUGGCGCCAGCCUGGGCAGCCUGUGGUUUCCCGGGUGACCACGGGGGGGACGACUAGGGUGUGAAGUGGGGCGUAGGCGAGUGACGGUCACCGCCGAAAGCUGCCAGGCCACACAUACACGCACAUACACACUUGAAUUGCUUGAAGGACAGAAAGGGAAGAACAUGCAUGCAGGAACAUCAGUAGCUGAGUUCCUCCCAUGUCUCUCUCUGGCCUCGGAAAUGUAGGCACGAUAUUACACUAAGUUUUUUUUGGUAAAAGCGGGACAGCCCUCUGGUCAUUCAUGAAAGAUUCAUUUUGGCCUCAAGCAGACCUGAGAAAACUCGCCAUGAAAACCUACGAAGACACCUGUCAGAGGCAAACUUUUUGUGCUGUCUUGCCCUGAUCAGACUUUGUUCAGACUUUAUUAUUAGUGUCACUGUGAUCUGAAUUCCUUAUCACAGAUCCAACUAUCAAACUAAGCAUAAAAGAACAAUAUGAAAGGUCAUGAGAGGUCUUUUGAUCUUUUGUUUUAAGGAGAUCGUGGGUUUUGGGUCUCUACCUCUUGAGAUUGUUCGACUCACAAUUUAAUUCGUUGUGUGGAAGCCUUUUUCAUUUAAUCAAAGCCAACACUUCAUAGCCUGGAAGAAAUCAAUGUAUUUCGUUAGUUUAUCAUUGCCGGCUUUGUUUGUUACGUGUCUUUCAGUGACCUGGCCUGAAAUAAGUACCAUAAUUUUACAUUCUGAUUUGUAAAAACCAUUUACGUCCUCGUCCUUUUUAUUAUUAUUGCGUGCCAUAUUAUAGCCAGGCUACAGCAAGGUUACAACAACACUAAAAUAUACUGUAAAAAUUUUUACUGUAAUGUGAUUCAAAAUCUACAGCGAUUUCUAACAGUGUGGCAAUCCGAUCCCCUGAAGACAUGGUUACCCAGUGGAACAAGCUAGACAGUGUGUGUAUGAUAGCAGCUCCACUUCAGCACAGCUCAUAACUGUUACAACACUCAUUUAUUCCAUACAGACAGGCGACUCUCCGCCUCCUUUAUGUGUUUGGGUCUGUGUGAGUUAUUUCAGAACUGGAGGAGACUGUGGUCCGAGAUCAGUCACCUAGAUCUGGUCUCUGUGCAUUG
Molecule: messenger RNA, 2828 nt
Organism: Carassius auratus (goldfish)
Lineage: Eukaryota; Metazoa; Chordata; Actinopteri; Cypriniformes; Cyprinidae
Product: decaprenyl-diphosphate synthase subunit 2-like
Exons: 8
Coding region: 1-1119 (372 amino acids)
Biological process (GO): isoprenoid biosynthetic process; ubiquinone biosynthetic process
Cellular component (GO): transferase complex; mitochondrion
Molecular function (GO): prenyltransferase activity
Source: RefSeq, a predicted model, not a curated record